This is a messenger RNA of Daucus carota subsp. sativus, 2106 nucleotides long. Its product is annotated as cytochrome P450 87A3. Gene Ontology annotation, molecular function: heme binding; oxidoreductase activity, acting on paired donors, with incorporation or reduction of molecular oxygen; iron ion binding. Gene Ontology annotation, biological process: brassinosteroid homeostasis; brassinosteroid biosynthetic process; sterol metabolic process. Bases 375 to 1790 code for a protein of 471 amino acids. Lineage: Eukaryota; Viridiplantae; Streptophyta; Magnoliopsida; Apiales; Apiaceae. The record is from RefSeq and is a predicted model, not a curated record. The transcript is spliced from 9 exons.
GAUUAGGGAGAUUCGGAAACAUCUUGCAAGCUUCAUACCUCUGCUAACUAAAGUUUAGUACUAAUAUAAAUAUGAGCAAGGUCAUUUACGCAGGAUUAUAAGUGGGGUUUUAGACAAAACUUCUAGCUAUCUAAUUCUUGUCUCAACUAACACAACUUUCUGAGCAACAGACCAUGCAAAACCUUUAAAAAAACCAACUCUGCAUAUAAAUAUUUACCUGUUGCUGAAUCUAGCCAGCCUAUAUAAAGUCACUGCAUCAACUUACUAAACACAUGCCAUUGUUUCCUUCUUCAAUUAAUCCUCUGGUGCAGAAGAUUUAAUAUAUUACAGUUCGUACGUUAAUAUAGAACUAACCUCAGUUUCAUCGCGUAAACAUGUGGUCUGCUGCAUUAGCCAUUACAGCUUUGGUAGUUAUAAGUAUUAUGCACUGGAUUUACAGAUGGAGGAAUCCUAGAUGCAAUGGAGUGCUACCCCCUGGUUCCAUGGGCUUGCCACUACUAGGAGAAACACUUCAGUUUUUCGCCCCUAGCUCAUCAUCCGACGUUCAUCCCUUCAUUAAAGAAAGACUUGGAAGGCAUGGACCAAUUUUUCGGACUAGUUUAGUGGGACGACCACUUAUAGUAACAGCAGAUCCAGACUUUAGUCACUAUGUUUUGCAAAAAGAGGGGGAAUUGUUUCAGAGUUGGUAUCCUGAUACCUUCACUGAGAUUUUUGGAAAGCAGAAUGUAGGUUCAUUGCACGGGUUCAUGUACAAAUACCUUAAGGGCAUGGUACUGAGCCUGUUUGGUCCUGAAAGCCUAAAAAAUAUGCUUCCUGAAGUCGAACAGGCAGCAAGAAGACACCUGAAGAUUUGGUCAGAACAGGACAGUGUAGAAGUGAAGGAUAGUACUGCAACAAUGAUAUUUGAUCUUACUGCUAAAAAAUUGAUCAGUCAUGAUCCAGAGAAAUCAUCAGAGAAUUUAAGGGAGAAUUUUGUAGCUUUUAUAAAGGGGUUAAUCUCCUUCCCGAUCAACAUACCUGGAACAGCUUAUCACAAGUGUUUACAGGGACGAAAGAAGGCGAUGAAGAUGUUGAAGCAUAUGCUAGAAGAGAGACGGGUGACUCCUAAUAGGCUUCAAAGAGAUUUCUUUGAUUACGUACUUGAAGAACUACAGAAAAAGGAUACAGUCCUUACGGAAGCAAUUGCUUUGGAUUUGAUGUUUGUGCUACUGUUUGCCAGCUUUGAGACAACCUCCCUCGCCAUAACUUACGCGAUCAACAUUCUAGUGGAUCAUCCACACGUUCUGAAAGAAUUAACAGAUGAACAUGAUGCAAUCCUAAGCAAAAGGCAAAACCUGGAUGACGGACUCACAUGGAAAGAAUUCAAAUCAAUGAAAUUUACAAUGCAGUUCAUCAAUGAAACGGCUAGACUGGCAAAUAUAGUUCCAGGUGUAUUCAGAAAAGCGCUCAAGGAUAUCAACUUUAAAGGACAUACAAUUCCAGCUGGUUGGGCAGUUAUGGUCUGUCCUCCUGCGGUGCACCUGAACCCUUCCGCUUACAAAGAUCCUCUUGUAUUCAAUCCACGGAGAUGGGAGGAAAUGGAACGAAAAGGUGCAUCAAAAAAUUUCAUGGCAUUCGGAGGUGGAAUGAGAUUUUGCGUUGGAACAGAUUUCACCAAAGUGCAGAUGGCUGUUUUCCUCCACUGUCUGGUCACGAAGUACAGGUUCCUGCUUGUCAAAGGAGGAGACAUUAUCCGUACUCCUGGUUUACAAUUUCCCAAUGGCGUCCAUAUUAAGAUAUCUGGAAAAUGAUUGAAAGCCGGAACUACUACAAUUUAUCAUCAAGCCUCCUAGAGAUGAAUGAGAAAACAUAUCCUUUGUUUCUGAAGGCAACUCAAAUUAGCUCAAACUCAGCAUAGAAGGUAGAUGGAAAUGAGAACUGGAAAGUUUUGCACUUGUAGAAAUUUCAGUUUUGGAUUGGAUAUAGGAAAACUAAACAACUGUGUGUAGAAAGAUCAAUGUAGUAGCAUAUGUAUAUGAAGUUGAAGAAAAAGAACAUUAUUCUUGGUCCGGUGCAAUAAUUGUGUCAUCUAUGACUGGAUGCUUGUGCAGUUCCUCUUGAAUUUUA